AUGACUGACCAAGGAUAUGUGGCUUUAGAAUUUGAUUGCGGAUCCCUGACUUAUGAUGCAAAAGGUGUAGCAAGCUACUUGAAAAAGAGCAAGGAGUAUUUCCAACACCAACUGUUAGAGAUCGGGGAACAACCGGACUUAUCGAGAUUUUCCCAGGAACAGCAAAAGGCAUUACUCUGCUGGGAUGAAGUUGGCCAACACAUCCGCGAGACGUGUAGCAAAAAUGUGCGCGAAGUGUUUCUCGACAAGAUGCUACGAUACGUAGCUAGCGUUGACACAAUUGACUCCAUUUUCCAGGAAGGAAAGGUCCCUUCGUUAGCAGAAUACUGGCAGAGGCGAGAUCUUACGGCAGGGGUUUAUCCGGUGCUGGCCACUCUCCCUUUCGCCUACGAUAUUGAUAUCUCGAUGGAACACUUGAAAGAUCCAGCAUUUGCGGCUUUGUGGAGACAGACAUCAUAUGUUGUCCAUAUCACAAACGACAUGCUAUCUAUGCGAAAGGAAGCAAGAGACAACCAAAUUGAGAACCUUAUCCCUGUCAUUAUGAUGAACUAUGGGCUGGACUGCGACACAGCAAUGCAAACUAGCUUCCAAAUGGCAAAAGAUGAAGUCAAAGGUAUACGUGUGGUAGAACGCAUGUUCCAAAAGGGAGGCGAAAAUAAUAAUCUUGAAAUACCCGAAAGCCUCGCCGUCUCCUUUACUAAAGGGUGCAAGGACGUUUGCAUGGGACUGAUUCAUUGGAGGUAA
Trichophyton benhamiae CBS 112371 is the source of this 744-nucleotide messenger RNA. RefSeq lists its product as uncharacterized. The record is from RefSeq and is a predicted model, not a curated record. Lineage: Eukaryota; Fungi; Ascomycota; Eurotiomycetes; Onygenales; Arthrodermataceae. Bases 1 to 744 code for a protein of 247 amino acids. The transcript is spliced from 5 exons.